GUGCCUCCAGUUCGUCCGUGCCUAUCGUCGCGUUCAGUUGAGAUUGAUUCGUGAUCAUCACUCAUCAUGAAAUCCUGUUGCGCUGUGUUAAUGCUGCUCCUCAUUGCCGUCACCGUCCUGCAUCCGAGCGAAGCGCGCGGUGGCCGUGGUCGAGGCGGUGGCUCGUUCGGAGGUCUGUUUGGCGGGUGGCGAAAGUACAAGAAGCCCUCGUCGUCGGGUGGUGGUCGUCGUGUGGUGAGCGGCUCACCAGUGCACACGGCCAUGUCUGUGCCAAAGCCUCCACCACCACCGCCGGCCCCGCCGAAGGCAAUGAUGCCGCCAAAGCAGCAGGUGCCCAGCUAUCCCCGCCAGCAGAUGCCAGCGGGAUACAACUAUCCGGCACAUCCGGCACAGGGAACAUACUACUCCAAUGCACACUCUUUGCCCGCGGGAGCCGUGUACUAUGCCCAACCGCCCAUGUCCAUGAACCGAGGAUUGGGAACUGGCGACUUUCUUACCGGAAUGCUGGCUGGACACAUGAUGAACAACAUGCUCUUUGGCCACCGUCAUCAUGUCUACCACAGAAAUCGUGAGGGAGAGGAGCAAACAGCCCAGGGCAACGGUCGCCAGAUCAUAAUCAUCAACAAUGGUCAGCCGGAGGGAGCUGCUCUCAACGAGACAACCAUUUCGGAGGAAGCUGGCGCGGCAAUAGCUCCAGAGAAUCCACUCACCGAGGAGGACGAGAGCUCCAGUGCCGCCUCCAGCGAGGAGUCUUCUGAUGUCGAGGGUACAGCCCUGCCCCCACCAGGAACCAUCAUUUGCUUUCCCAUCACACUCAACGAAACUGAUCCCGAGCAGCCCGAAAUGAUGCGAGAAGUGGAGCGAGUGGUCUGCUUUCCGGCACCCUCUGCUUCAGAGUUGGCCGACCCAAUGGAGGGCUCCGAACUGGGCAGCACUACAACAACCGAUCCACCCAUUGUUGCGGGAGAUAUUGGAGGUGAUACUUCGACUGAAGGUAGCGAGGCCAGCGAGCCUGUUGAGGUGGCCAGCUAUGUGGCUGGCAGAGCUGCCAGUGUCGAUGCUGACGCUUUGAUUUAGUAGCCUCAGGCUUAGGAUUUAAGUGUUAUUUCAAAUAAAUAUUAUUUAGUAAUGAAA
Molecule: messenger RNA, 1134 nt
Organism: Drosophila subobscura
Lineage: Eukaryota; Metazoa; Arthropoda; Insecta; Diptera; Drosophilidae
Exons: 2
Coding region: 67-1077 (336 amino acids)
Source: RefSeq, a predicted model, not a curated record